AUGCUUCGCAAGGCAGUCGGUCUGCUACUUGCGGCGUCGUUUGUGACCGCGUUUCGCCUUGAACCUGGGGUUCAGCAUGCAUUCUCGACACAUGUAGGUUCUAGCGGUCACACGGGAGGGGCUACCCCGGAUGUUGUGGGCCAACCCAAUCUCGCAACGCGUCUGGAAAUGACCUCAGAUCCGAACGCGACGUUGUUCUGCGCCCGCAAAGGGGACAAGUCGACCGCUGGAUACGCUCACUUCACCAAUGCCAAUGGCGAAGAAGACAAGCAUAUGUUCUGGUGGUGGUUUCACGCACGCAAGGACCCAGAGAAUGCCCCUGUGGUCCUGAUUUUUGGCGGUGGCCCUGGCAGCUCUGGGAUGUUCAUGCCGUUCAGUGGCGCCGGACCCUGCCGUGUCACUGCAGGCGAGGACGGGGCCGGGGCUGCUGUUCCUGCAGAGUACUCCUGGACCGACGAGGUGAAUGUACUUGCCAUCGGUCAUCCAGUGGGAGUGGGCCACUCAUAUGGGACUUCCAGCUCCUUGAGAAACAGUAGCGAGAGAGCUGCUUGGGAUGUCGAUGACUUUCUACAAGCCUUCUGGGUCAAAUAUCCUAGCCUCACAAAGGGUCUAUUCAUGAUUCAGUCGGCAUCGUAUGGCGGGACAUACAUUCCGAAUAUCGUGAACGUCAUCCACUCCCGGAAUCUCGCAGCAGCAGAGAUCAGUACAAGCGCUCGUGUGGUCAAGUCGCCUGAUGCUGCGAGUCCAGUCCCUUCACUUCAUGAUGCGGAAAUGUCAAUUGAACGAUUUUCAUUGCAGACGUGCGAUGUUGCCGUCGGUGCGAUCUACGCUGCAGGGCUGACGGGACGGAAUCCGUACCAUGCAACGCAGGCCUGCAAUAUCGGGGAGGUAUACGACUGUUUUCCCGAGAUGGGCCGGCUCAACGAUGUCAUGCACUCGGACAAGAUUCGCAGCUACAUCAAAGUUCCUGACGAAGUGCACUUCGUCUAUACCUCCGAAGACACAUUCCAUCGAUUCUACACGAAUGGUGAUAUGGCUCAGCCGGCGUACCAACUUCUGACGCCCGCCAUUAACGCUGGUCUGCGUGUCUUGGUAUACAACGGAAACACGGAUGGUGUCUGCAGCUGGCGGAGCAACGUAUCCUGGAUGAGACUGCUCAAGACUACCCAUCAGGCGGCCUUCCGCACCGCUCCAGACAUCGCCUGGCCCGGUGUCGGCUGGCUGCGCCAAAUGAUGCCGGUCACUUCGUCGAGUGAGGACGCCUUUAGGGAGAUUCUCGUCAAGUGGCUGCGCAACGAAACAUUUGUAGAUACCGAUGCGGACUCGCUCUGA
Messenger RNA from Postia placenta MAD-698-R-SB12, 1332 nucleotides. RefSeq lists its product as hypothetical. The transcript is spliced from 15 exons. Gene Ontology annotation, biological process: proteolysis. The record is from RefSeq and is a predicted model, not a curated record. Lineage: Eukaryota; Fungi; Basidiomycota; Agaricomycetes; Polyporales; Adustoporiaceae. The coding region runs from base 1 to 1332 and encodes 443 amino acids. Gene Ontology annotation, molecular function: serine-type carboxypeptidase activity.